AUGCAAGCCUGGGGCACGGCGCAGCUGCUGGGGUGCACAACUCUGCUAGCCGCUGUAGUCACCUGCUCCGCUUCCUCCUCUGGCCUCUUGACUCCAGGAGUCAACAGCAGCAAAGGAAGAAGUUUUAUUGGCCAUCAAAAUCCCUCAAAGAAUAUCUCAUCCAGUGGGAAUGAAGGCGUUCCCAAGGUCCCAGAAUUCUCUGUGGACAAGUUUUCUGCUGAAAUCCUCACCGGAGGACUGACUACUGUCUUCCUUCCAAUUGUCUAUGCAAUUGUGUUUAUCAUCGGUUUGCCAAGCAAUGGCAUGGCUCUGUGGGUCUUCAUUUUCCGAACAAAAAAGAAACACCCUGCUGUGAUUUACAUGGGCAACUUAGCCUUGGCAGAUCUCUUAUCUGUAAUCUGGUUUCCCUUGAAGAUUUCCUAUCAUAUAAAUGGCAACAAUUGGAUUUAUGGGGAAGCUUUGUGCAAGGUGUCGAUUGGCUUUUUCUAUGGCAAUAUGUACUGUUCCAUCCUCUUCAUGACUUGCCUCAGUGUGCAGAGAUACUGGGUCAUCAUGAAUCCCAUUGUACGCUCCAGGAAGUUGUCUAACAUUGCCAUAGGGGUUUCCAUUGGAAUAUGGCUGUUGAUUCUGCUGGUGACCAUUCCCCUGUAUGUUGUGAAGCAAACUGUCUAUAUUCCAGACCUUAACAUCACAACAUGCCAUGAUGUUUUGCCUGAAAAUGUGCUGGCGGGAGAUAUGUUCAAUUAUUUCCUCUCUCUGGCCAUUGGUGUCUUCUUGUUCCCUGCUUGUCUCACGGCCUCUGUCUACAUCCUAAUGAUCCGAACACUCCAUUCUUCUGCUAUGGAUGAUUCUGGAAGGAAGAGAAGGAGAGCCAUCAAACUCAUCAUCACUGUACUGGCCAUGUACCUGAUCUGUUUCACACCCAGUAACAUUUUGUUGGUGGUACAUUACUUCCUGAUUCGAGCCAGAAGACAGAGCGAUGUCUAUUCCUUGUAUCUGGUAGCUCUCUGUCUCUCGACCCUUAACAGCUGUAUCGAUCCCUUUGUCUAUUACUUUGUUUCUCAGGAUUUUAGGGAUCAUGCCAAGAAUGCUCUUCUCUGUCGAAGUGUUCGGACUGUGAAUAGAAUGCAAGUGUCCCUCACUUCCAAGAAAUUAUCUCGGAAAUCCAGCUCCUACUCUUCUAGUUCAACCAGUGUUAAAGCAUCUUACUGA
Messenger RNA from Gracilinanus agilis (Agile Gracile Mouse Opossum), 1212 nucleotides. RefSeq names its product F2R like trypsin receptor 1 (gene F2RL1). Gene Ontology annotation, molecular function: thrombin-activated receptor activity. The record is from RefSeq and is a predicted model, not a curated record. NCBI's taxonomy places the organism in Eukaryota, Metazoa, Chordata, Mammalia, Didelphimorphia, Didelphidae. The transcript has 2 exons. The coding region runs from base 1 to 1212 and encodes 403 amino acids. Gene Ontology annotation, cellular component: membrane. Gene Ontology annotation, biological process: blood coagulation; positive regulation of Rho protein signal transduction; thrombin-activated receptor signaling pathway.